This is a messenger RNA of Dermacentor albipictus, 1901 nucleotides long. RefSeq names its product dual specificity protein phosphatase 3-like. Lineage: Eukaryota; Metazoa; Arthropoda; Arachnida; Ixodida; Ixodidae. The record is from RefSeq and is a predicted model, not a curated record. Gene Ontology annotation, cellular component: cytoplasm. Gene Ontology annotation, molecular function: JUN kinase phosphatase activity. Gene Ontology annotation, biological process: regulation of MAP kinase activity; protein dephosphorylation.
GAGCAGAUGUUGCUAUCGUUCGCUGAUCGUUACUGUAGACCAUAUGUAAUAAAUAAAAAUAGCAAAAGUGGAUGUAGCGAUAGUUGGCAAGUUAGAAAUGUAAAAUGUUCAUAGUUCUAACCGUUCUGAAAAUUGGAAAGCACAGCGCAGCUUCUCGCACGAACGAAACCCACGUUGCGUUCAUUGCAUGUACUAAUCAGGGCAUAUAAACUUAAUCUAACCACAACAUCAACAAAUGCAUGGAGGGCAUAACUUCUUUCGAUAUAAAAUCACUGAAGAAUGUGAAGACGAGCGUCAGGACGGCAGAUGGCCGCCACUUCGUCGAGACACGCGACUCAAAAGGAGAGCCACGCGUUGUAUCAUCGUCGCGUUUUGACGGCUCGAUGGGUUUCGUGCCUGACCUCAAACCAGAUCUUCAGGUGGGCGAAGUGAUUCCAGGACUUCACAUAGGUUCCCAGGAUGCAGCUGCCGAUUGGGGUCUGCUGCAGUCUCUCGCUGUGACACACGUCGUGAAUGCGGUCGCCCCGACAGUGCCAAACUUCCACGAAGACCUCGGGCUGAAUUAUCUGGCUCUCGAACUGCUGGAUCUCCCAGACUUCACGCUGACUCGGGCCACCAUCGACACAGCGUGCGACUUCAUUGAUGGAGCGCUCUCUUCCGGCGGAUCCGUACUCGUGCAUUGCAACGCAGGCGUGUCCAGGUCGUGUGCCCUCGUGCUGGCCUUUCUGAUACUGCGACGUGGAAUGGAUCUUCACCAGGCCCUGGAGAAGACGCGCAUGGCCAGGCCUGCCGUUCGCCCCAACGAAGGUUUCCUCAGGCAGUUGGCAGAGCUGCAGAAAAGCAUGCUUGACGCGUCCCCGCCCCCGUCGUCCUGAUUGUCUCCACAAGGGCGGAAGAGAGAGAGAGAGAGAGAGAGAGAGAGAGAGAGAGAGAGAGAGAGAGAGAGAGAGAGGAAGUGACACGUGUGUGCUUACUGCUUUCACUGGACUGUGUGUGUGCGCGCGUUUUGACGGACGGCUUAGUUGAUACCAAAGUGGCUGCAAAUGCCUUGAACGCCUAAUUGUGAAACAGUAAAACAGUAAAACUGUAAAACAUUAAAAAGUUACAUGAAAAAGACAAAAGCUUUUAUAUUAUGUAUAAGAAGGAGCCAAAUAAAAUAAUAAGUCACUUUGAUCUAACCUUGAUGUCUUAAAAAUCACAAAUGUACGUUCUUUAUUGUGCCUUUUACAAUGCAUUAAUUUGUUCUUACUUACCCGUACAGACCAAUGCUUCUUCUACAAGAAAUAGCGGACCUGCGCAAGCCCAACUACACAUCCUGUGUCGGGUGGAAUGACGUUGCUCAUAUCAGAGCAGCAUGCAGUUUGGUUUGUCGUUUCGUUACACUGGUGUGUCUCUGCUCAAGGACUGGCGAGCACUUUCCUUUCGCCCGAGCUCGUGCACGGCCUUCGAAGACAGACAAAUGUUCAUCUGCAGACUGUCGGGCACGUGGGACCGAAUUCGCAAAGCUUUUCGUUCGUGAGUGCAGUUUGUUAUCGAGCGACCGCCAUCGCUGAUAGUAUAUGUCCAGCAGAACGGUUGGCUGGAUUCUAUUAACAACAUUAACAGUCGUCGCGCGGUGACGAUAAAAGCAGUGCACUAUACGCGAAGAAAUGCUGCGGUGUGUUAAUCUCACUAGAACGAAUUUCGAGCGUACUACAUUCUGUAAAAUUGGCAGGCUCGAAUUAUUUGUAAGUAUAAAUCUCAUCUGGUGCAAUGCUGUUUCCUCUGAUAUUCGUUCAGGCGAGCGCACAUAUAUAUAUAGUGUGUUUUCGCACUUCUGCUCGCACACUCCAUAUCUGACCAGCACUACCACGCCCCUGAUUACUAGUCUUUCUAUAAGGCGAGAAAUUACAGAUGCCUUG